Rhagoletis pomonella (apple maggot) is the source of this 669-nucleotide messenger RNA. RefSeq names its product 60S ribosomal protein L23a-like. The record is from RefSeq and is a predicted model, not a curated record. The transcript has 4 exons. Gene Ontology annotation, molecular function: structural constituent of ribosome. Gene Ontology annotation, biological process: translation; ribosomal large subunit assembly. Gene Ontology annotation, cellular component: ribosome; cytosolic large ribosomal subunit. Lineage: Eukaryota; Metazoa; Arthropoda; Insecta; Diptera; Tephritidae. The annotation marks the transcript as partial.
CCUGCCGAGAAAUCCGCCAAACCCGGCGACAAGAAGCCAGAGAAGAAGCCAACGGCAACUUCUGCAGCUGGCUCUGCUUCAACUGCAAAACCUGCUGCUGCCAAGAAAGCUGCACCCGCCAAGAAGCCCGCUGCUGCCCCAGCUGGUGGUGUCAAGAAGCCUGUAGCCAAGAAAGCAGCGCCUGCCAAAAAGCUCGCCACCAAGCUCAAGCCAAAGGCUAAGGAUGCUAAGAAGAAGGCUGCCGCUGGCAAGAAGCCACAAUCACUCUUGGCUAAAUUGUCGGCGAAGGCUCGCGCCGCCGCUAAGGGCAAGAAGGUCGCCGCUAAGCCCGGUGCUAAAGUGCAAAAGGGUACAGCAAAGGCUAAGGCUGUUGCUUUAUUGAAGGCCAAGAAAGUGCAAACUAAGAUUGUGAAGGGUGCUUUUGGUACACGCACACGCAAGGUGCGCACCAACGUGCACUUCCGUCGGCCAAAGACUCUGGUGUUGCCACGCCGUCCUAAAUACCCAAGGAAGUCGGUGCCAACCAGAAAUCGCAUGGAUGCUUACAAUAUCAUCAAAUACCCAUUGACUACUGAAGCAGCCAUGAAGAAGAUUGAAGAUAAUAACACGUUAGUGUUCUUGACGCACUUGCGUGCUAACAAGAACCACGUACGUGCUGCUGUGCGUAAA